This is a messenger RNA of Drosophila subpulchrella, 819 nucleotides long. It is a transcript of the gene Cby, whose product is annotated as protein chibby homolog 1. Bases 99 to 491 code for a protein of 130 amino acids. The transcript has 2 exons. Lineage: Eukaryota; Metazoa; Arthropoda; Insecta; Diptera; Drosophilidae. The record is from RefSeq and is a predicted model, not a curated record.
GCUUUGAAGUAGAUUUCAAGAAUUUUUAAGAACUUUUUUAUAUAUUUGUUUAUGAAUUUAGUUAUACCCUUGCGAACCUAUUCUAUUCAACCGGUUCUAUGCCACUGGCAGACUUCUGCUGUCCGUUGUCAAUCUGUGGCCGCCUGCCACCCUUUAAGCAGUCGCUUGCCAUGCCGCUUUUCAACAAGAAGUUCGAAUCGAAGCCCAUUCCGGUGCGUCAGGGUCGCUGCAAUAUUGGGCAUCCUUUGGCCACCGAGGAGCUGGACGACUUCCGCCAGAUCUCCCUGACCCUGGGCAACAAGGAGCUGCGUUUCGCGGACGGCAUCUGGAUGCAUUCGUCCCGGAAGGGCGAUGUGGACGACAUGCUCAGGCUGAACAAGAAGUUUCGGGCCCUCGAGGAGGAGAACAAUAUGUGCAACCUGAAAAUCGAGGUUAUGCUGGAUCUCCUGGCGGAGCAUGCCACGGAACUUGGUGAACUAAAACCAAAGUAGAAGUAAUAAGAGUAAUUUUAAGGAGUCUUUACCUAUCUGCGAUAAUAAAAGAGGGAAAUAUAGAAGACUUGAUUUACUGGCAAUUUAAUUUUUUUUUUUGUGUCUACAAUAGAAGAUAAAAACGGGUGAAUGCAAUAAGACUUAGUGAAAUGUUUCUUAAAAAAUAAAUAUCACACAUUUUAAAAUUAUAUACAGAAUGGGAGUUAAUUCACUGAGCGCUAUAUCAUACAAGAAUAUAAAAACGUUCAAGGACAUGUCCGAAGAUUUCUUAAAAAAUAAUUACAACGCAUUUUUUAAUCUCUCAAUUAGUAUUUAUUAAUUGCUUGAG